Messenger RNA from Parnassius apollo (apollo), 1935 nucleotides. The record is from the annotation of a GenBank genome assembly. Lineage: Eukaryota; Metazoa; Arthropoda; Insecta; Lepidoptera; Papilionidae.
AUGGACGACUGCAUCCUAGGCCUAGACUUUAUGAGGAAUAAUUGUUGCGAGAUCGACGUUAAGCAAGGUGUUUUGAAAUGUGGACAGGAGGAACUCUUUAUGGAAGGUGCGUUACCAGGGAACGUGUACAGCAUCAAGAAGAUUGUUCUUCCGCCGAGAUCGGAAACGAUUGUUCCGGUUAGUCUUCCUCGAAACGCUGGGCAAGCUCACCGUUGUGUACUUGUGGAAAGGGUAAACAAUGACCUUCCAUGGAAAGUAGCUCGAACCUUGGUCAGGACCACUGACAUCUCAGGAGUACGUGUGCUGAACCUUUGCGACCGGGAACAGAUUAUAGAAAAAGGCACACUGAUUGGUACUUGUGAGGAAAUGGAUUGGUUACGUCGGUGCCAAUAUAUAUCGAGUGGGACCCCCAGCAAGGAUGCAGAAACGAGAGUGACCACACUUUUGGAAGACUGUCGCAGUGUUCUCUCCCCGAACGAAUUGGUCAAGACGAAGAAGUUGUUACUCAAGUACGCCGAUGUAUUCUCAUCAAACGAUGCUGACAUAGGAAAGACUGGCUUAAUUCAACACAAAAUAAACACAGGAGAAGAAUUGCCUAUCCGUCAGCGGCCAAGAAGAUUGCCGGUAGCACGUGAAAAGGAAGUGGAAACCAUGAUUGAAGGAAUGGUGAAGGAUGGUGUUAUUGAACCUUCCUCUAGUCCAUGGUGUUCACCAGUGGUGCUGGUGAAGAAGAAGGAUGGCAGCAUGCGGUUUUGUGUUGACUACCGCCGUCUGAACGACGUUACGAAGAAGGACAGCUAUCCCUUGCCAAGAAUUGAUGACACGCUGGACAUGCUUACAGGAGUAAAGUGGUUUAGCACGCUGGAUCUAAAAAGUGGCUACUGGCAAGUUGAAAUUGACACUAAGGACAAGGAGAAAACUGCGUUCUCGACGGGAAAGGGUCUGUGGCAAUUUAAAGUAAUGCCGUUUGGGUUGUGCAAUGCUCCAGCAACGUUUGAAAGGCUGAUGGAACUUGUACUUACCGGGCUAAUUGGCGAUGCCUGUCUGGUCUACUUGGAUGACAUCAUCAUCGUAGGCCGUACGUUUGAGGAACACCUUCAAAACCUGGAACGCGUGCUCAUGAAGAUUCAGAGUGCCAACCUCAAGUUGAGCCCGAUGAAAUGUUCCCUAUUCCAACGGCAAGUUAACUUUUUGGGGUUUGUGGUAUCGGAAGAAGGUAUCCGCAUAGAUCCAGAGAAAAUCGCCGCUGUCAAGGAUUGGCCGGUUCCAAGAGACAAGACGCAGGUUAGAGCAUUUUUGGGUUUGUGCUCCUAUUACCGGCGAUUUGUGAAGAACUUUGCAGAUAUAGCCAAACCUCUGCACAAGCUAACUGAGGAGAGGCGACAUUUCUACUGGGAUGAAAGUUGCAGUAUCGCAUUCCAGGAGCUCAAGGACCGUCUGUGCAAAACACCUAUUUUGGGAUACCCUGAUGCAAGCAAAGAAUUUAUAGUUGACACAGACGCAAGUGAUAUAGGACUUGGCGGUGUGUUGUCACAACGGAAUGGUGACCAAGAGGUCGUGAUAGCGUACUUCAGCAAGUCGUUGUCAAAACCGGAAAGGAACUAUUGUGUCACAAGACGCGAAUUGCUCGCUGUGGUAAAGUCGUUGCAGCAUUUUAGCAAAUAUCUUCUGGGACGAAAAUUUCACUUACGAACUGACCAUGCUGCACUAAAAUGGCUAUUGCAGUUUAAAAAUCCUGAAGGACAAGUUGCGAGGUGGAUUGAACUACUGCAGGAAUACGACUUUGAGAUCGAACAUCGCAGCGGAAAAUCUCACGGCAACGCAGAUGCAUUGUCAAGAAGACCUUGUCCUGAAGAUUGCAACCAUUGUACUAGGCAAGAGAGUAAGGAAGAGGUAUCCGUGAGGAUGCUCAGGACGGACCACCUCAGCAACUAA